AUGCUGGCAUUUACCUCUGGGGUCAGUCUGUUUACCUUCCAAAGCUCUGACAGCUCUACCUGGCUAGCAAUUCUUGCACUGUUCUUUGUCGUAGGGGGCUACAACGCAACGGUAACGACUACUCAGGUUGCGUGCAUCACGGCCGUGGACCGCUCCCAGCAAGCAGUCAUGACAUCUGCGAUCUCUAAGCAUCUGCUUAGACGAUGGAAUCUGAUGAUAAUAACGCCCUCAGGCAUGGCUAAAAGCAUCGGCAGCACCCUGAUGUUAGCUAUCGUGUCUGCUGCGUAUCAGAACACAUUGAGAUAG
Clonostachys rhizophaga is the source of this 306-nucleotide messenger RNA. The record is from the annotation of a GenBank genome assembly. Lineage: Eukaryota; Fungi; Ascomycota; Sordariomycetes; Hypocreales; Bionectriaceae.